CGGCGGGGGGGCACCCACCCCUUCCCAGCCCACCGCACCCCAUCCCACCCCACCCACCCCGCGUCCUCCCCGGCGGCGAUGUCCAACGUGCACCUCUCCGGCGCCGCCGCCCUGGAGCGCCUCUCCGCCCGGCGAGCCCUGGCCGGGCACGGCCGCAGCCCCGUCUGCAGGAGCCUCUUCGGGCCGGUGGACCACGAGGAGCUGGGCCGGGAGCUGCGGAACCGCCUGCGGGAGAUGGGGGAGGACGACCAGCGCCGCUGGGACUACAACUUCCACACCGACACGCCGCUGCCGGGGCCCGGCCGCCUGCGCUGGGAGGAGGUGGAGGGCGGCGCCGUGCCCGCUUUCUACCGGGAGACGCUGCAGGUGGGGCGGCGCCGCGUCCCCCUCCGCCGGGCGCCCCCCUCCCCGCCGCCGCCGCCCCCCGCCGCCGGCAAGGGGCCCGGGGGGCGCCUGAGCCGGGAGAACCGCGCCGCGCCCCGCCGCCGCGGCAUGCGGCUCCGCCGGAGGGGCCCGACGGCCCGCAUCACAGAUUUCUUCGCAAGGAGGAAAAGGCCGGCGGAGCCCAAGGCGGCGGCGGAGCGCCCCGCCGGCUGCCCGCCGCCCCCCGCCGCCGUGCCGGUUGAGCAGACCCCCCGCAAGCGGCUCCGGUGAGCCAGACUUUUGCACUACGGCACCCAGGGGAGAGGCGCGCCGCCCCCGGAGGCGCGGCG
Molecule: messenger RNA, 713 nt
Organism: Gymnogyps californianus (California condor)
Lineage: Eukaryota; Metazoa; Chordata; Aves; Accipitriformes; Cathartidae
Gene: CDKN1C
Product: cyclin dependent kinase inhibitor 1C
Exons: 3
Coding region: 79-654 (191 amino acids)
Biological process (GO): regulation of cell cycle
Cellular component (GO): nucleus
Molecular function (GO): cyclin-dependent protein serine/threonine kinase inhibitor activity
Source: RefSeq, a predicted model, not a curated record